AUGCAAUAACAAUAACAAUCGACAUAAUAAUAAUAAAGAUAAGAUACGGUUGUAUUAAAAGAAAGAGAAGAAAGAAGAUUUGAAGAGUUUUUUAAUAAAUUUUCAAGAAAUGGAACAUCAUUAAAUUUUGCUGAUAUUCUUAUGUUUGCUCUUGAUAGAAGUCUUGUUACAAAUGGUAAUAAUUUUAGUAUGUUUCUGACUCAUUUUGAUGAUGCAUUAGGAGAUGUAAAAGGGGAAAGAGCAUUGAAUAAGCCUUAAUUUUAUUUCUUUCUCAAGUAACUGGCAAAGAAAAUAUUUCAUAAUGAUCCUCUUCAUUUAGAAAAGAUGUUAAAUGAAAUAUUAUCUGAAAAAAGUGCAGUUAGAGAUCAUAAUGUAGAGCCUAAUAGAAUAAUUGUGCUUGAUGAAACAAAUAAAAGAUUAUUAGCUGAAUCAUCUAUAUAAGCAAUAUCACUUUAUGAAAGAGAAUUAAAGAAUAUAUUUACAAUAUAUAUGUAAGAAAAUUUGUCAAGAGGAAUAAUAAUGUUAAGAUGGAAGGAAAUUUGGGUUUAGAAUAAAAAAAUGAAUAUGGUAUCAUUAGUAAGAUUUUUAAGAGAUGCAGAAAUUGUACCUCAUAUUUUAUCUAUUGAAUAAUUGGAAGAAAUACUACUCAAGAUUAUUCCACCUAUUAAUAACAAAGAAUAUGACUUUUUUUAAAAAGGUCAUUUUAUUUAAAUUUAUGAAAAAAAUUUAUCAGAUUGUAAUGAAACUGAUCCAUAAAUGUUAAUACAUGAACUUCAAUUACUUUUAGCUAGAAUCUCAUUUGAAUUAGGACUUAAAGAAGAAGGAGGAGGAAAUCAAAAUAAUAGAAAAUUAGAUGUUGAAAAAUAUUUAAGAAAAUUUUUUGGUGAAUUAAUGUUAUUUAGAAAAAAUGAAAAUAUAGAAGGUCCACUUCCAAAUUUAAAUAGAAAACUCAUUAAAAACUUGGAAAAAUUCACUCAAUAACUACUUAAUGAUUUAAGUGAUUUUGAAGAAAAAGAUUCUUCAGAUGAUGAACCAGAUGGAACAGAUGAAUUAUAAAGAAUUGCUGCAUUAUAAGGAUCACUAUUAUUUGAAUAAGGUAUAUAUAUAUAUAAAUAUAAUAAUAAGUGUCUCUCAAUAUUCCUGUUGAUUAGGUAAUCAAAAUGUUAGAUAAGGAAUUACCUCCAAUUCCUCCUUUACCUUAAUAAGAAAAAUAAAUGGCAAAAUGGGAUCCAGAAGCAAGAUUAGUUAUAGGAAAUCCAAAACCAGAGUCUCCUAAAAAUAAAAAUCCUAAGCCUAAACCAGCAAAAAAACAAUAAUAAAGAAGAAAAGCUGGAGAACCAGAACCAAGGAAAAUUAUAUUUGAAUAAAAAACAGAACCGAAAUAAUCAGAAUAUUAUAUUUAGGAAUUAGCUGAUAAAUUGAAAUUCGAAUAAAAACUAAUCUCAGAUGUUGAACGUGGUUCUCUCUCAGAUGUAUAAGUUGCACCUGUACUUAUACCAGAAGUUUUAUAUCCACCUAAUCCUCCAUUGGAUGUAUAAUUUUUAGUUGAAGCAGCAAUAAAUUCUCAUAAUGAAGCUAAUUUUGUAUUUGCUAUAUAGAAUUAUGAUGAUGCAAGAGUAAGAUAUAAAUAGAUAUAAUAGAAAAAAUGGAUUGCUUCAACAGGAAGAGAUUUAACUGAUGGAUUAGAAUUGUAUUUCGAAUUCAGUAAGGCUACUGUGUUUGAAUCUGCUGGAAGAGAUGAUUUAGCAUUAGUAGCUUAUUUGAAUGCAAGACAGUUUUCAACUAAAUUACCAACAAACAAUCCUGAUAAAGCUUUGGCUUAUUGUGGAUUAGGAUCAGUGUUCUAUAAUACAGAGGAAUAUGAUUGGGCACUUAGAUCAUUUUUGAAGGUAUUGGUUUUAUUAGAUAAAUAUCUAUUUAGGCAAGAGAAUAUAGAGAAAAUAGUAUUGGUGUAGAUACAGUUGAUACUGCUACUGUAUAUAAUAAUUUAGGAUGUUGUAUGUAUAUGUUAGAACGUAAUAAGGAGGUAAUAUAUAUAUUUUUUAUAUUUUCAUAGUCAUAUGGAUAUUUUAAAUUGGCACAUGCUAUAUUAGAAUCUUAAUUAGGUUAAUUUCAUCCUAGAACAUUGACAGCUGCUAGAAAUAUAAAUAAAUCUAAAAAUUGUUGGUUUGAAAAUAAACCAGAAUUUCCUAAAUUAUGGGUAGAGUAUGCAUAAGAUCCUUUUGCAGGAGGAAAGAAGAAAAAAAAGAAGAAGGGAAAGAAAUGA
Paramecium pentaurelia is the source of this 2266-nucleotide messenger RNA. The record is from the annotation of a GenBank genome assembly. NCBI's taxonomy places the organism in Eukaryota, Ciliophora, Oligohymenophorea, Peniculida, Parameciidae.